Messenger RNA from Talaromyces stipitatus ATCC 10500, 3494 nucleotides. RefSeq names its product nonsense-mediated mRNA decay factor (Upf2), putative. Bases 1 to 3444 code for a protein of 1147 amino acids. The record is from RefSeq and is a predicted model, not a curated record. NCBI's taxonomy places the organism in Eukaryota, Fungi, Ascomycota, Eurotiomycetes, Eurotiales, Trichocomaceae. Gene Ontology annotation, molecular function: protein binding; RNA binding. The transcript is spliced from 9 exons. Gene Ontology annotation, biological process: nuclear-transcribed mRNA catabolic process, nonsense-mediated decay. Gene Ontology annotation, cellular component: cytoplasm; exon-exon junction complex.
AUGGAUCAAGAAAGGAAGCGGGACCUCCGCGAUCUGAACGAACGAGCGUGGGCUGGAGAAAGUGAUAUUCUUGAAGUCAGCAAGUCGUUGGAUUCGUCACUCAAGAAGAACACUGCCUUCAUCAAACGUCUCCGCACUGGUAUCACCGCUUCUGCGCUCGCCACUUUCCUCGCCGAUAUCCGCACGCUAUCGCUACACAAGUAUCUGUCGGAAAUUAUCUCAGCAUGUUAUGAAGGUCUCUGCAAGUUGAAGUCUCCCGGAGAGAUCGCCGCUGGAGUCGAGAUCGUGAGCGCGUUGCAUCAGAGGUUUGGCCCUCAUGAAUUCACAAAGCAGAUCGGAUGGCUGCUGGGCCGAGGACUGAGUUCGCCAGAAAAAUCGCAGCUGAAAGCGCUUAGCCAGGAUGUUCGUGAGAGAGAGGAGAAGGAGCGGUUGUCGAGACAUCGUGUGCUGCUCAAAGUGGUGACGGAAUUAUGGCUUGUAGGGGUUUUGAGGACGUUGGAUGAUAUCGAGCGUCCGGAUGAUCUUGGUGCAAAGAAUAAGGAUGCGAGUUCCAGUGCAGGUGGAAAGAGCGUGGACGGACCGUCUAGAGUCCGCUCUGCUGCGAAAGGCGAUCCGGAGAAGGAGUCUGAUCCCUAUCCUUUGGAAGUUCUGAAGGAUCUUUUGGGACACGAUAGGGACCAUGCGAAUUUGCCUCUUGCUGUUCUUUUCGUCAAGUCUUUUAGUUGGGAUGUUCUGGGAGUCAAGGCCGCUGAAGAAGGCCGCAAGAAUGUUGAUGCAGAGGGCACUACUACCGCUGUCCCGAACGGUGGCAAUUUUCCUGGAGAGAUCAACGGAGACGGUACGACAGAGGCACCACUAGCGUCGGAAAAAUUACAGAUGCGCUUCAAGAAUAUCCUGACUCGCUAUUUGGAAGAUGUCAAAGCACACGUUGUUCGCGACCAAAAAGCACUUUCUGCACAAAGCCGUCGCAAUGCCGAAGCAUACGUUAAGAGUGGAGAGAUAUUCGAAGACCGACAAGCGAAUUUCGAAAAGCAAACCAAAGCGCAUGAGAGGCUGGUAGCAAAUACACAGGCUAUGUGUGAGAUUCUAGGUGUGGAAAUGCCUAGCCUGGUUGAUAAGGAGGCAGCCGACGCUUCGAUAAGCGGAGGUAUUGGCCUCGUCAAGACUGCUGAAUAUCUCCGUGGGCAAGGUGACGGUACAGGUAUCUGGGAAGAUGAGGAUGAGCGACGUUUCUAUGAGAAUUUGGCGGACCUCAAAGGAAAAGUGCCUGCCGUGCUAUUGGAGGAUGGCAAGAAAAAGAAGGGUGACACUGAUGAGCAGGCUAAGGGACAGGAGACUACUGAAAAGACAGAUACAGAUGUAUCUGGGCCAGAUGCGAAACCUGCAACUGAAGCAGAUAAUGAGUCUGUUGCAGUUGUCAACAAAACCGUCGGAGCCCAGGUAGAUGCGCUUCUUGUCAAGCUUCCGGAUCUGCAAACGAAGGAUCAAGUCGAUCAACUUGCCCUCGAUUUUUGCUUUUUGAACUCUAAAGCUUCUCGAAACCGUCUUAUUAAGGCUUUGCAGGAUAUUCCCAAAGGCCGCACGGAUCUAUUGCCACUCUAUUCUCGCUUAGUGGCUACCCUUGGACAGCACAUGCCGGACGUCCCUCAAGGAUUGAUUACCUAUCUGGACGAGGAGUUCAGAAGCUUGCAGCGUCGAAAACAGAAGGAGUUCCUCGGACACGUCAGAAUGAUCAAUAUCCGAUAUCUGGCUGAGCUGACUAAGUUCGGGGUCGUGCCUGAGCAUGUUAUAUUUCACUGUCUCAAGGUAUGCAUGGAUGACUUUUCCCGUACAAACAUUGAGAUUAUGGGCAACCUGCUCGAGAAUUGCGGACGAUAUCUCUUACGGAACCCGGAAACAUCGCCUAGAAUGUCAUCGUUCUUGGAAACUGUUGGUCGAAAGAAAGCUGCUACGCAUUUAGGUCAGCAAGAGCGAAUGCUCAUAGAAAAUGCUAUGUAUUACGUUGAUCCUCCCGAGCGGCCUGCUAUCCAACAAAAGGAACGGACACCAAUGGAGCUUUAUAUUCGGAAGUUGUUGUAUCUGGAUAUGAACAAGCGCAACUAUACCAAGAUCUUGAAAUCUCUUAGGAAGCUUCACUGGGAGGAGUCAGAGGUUGUUGAUAUACUUGAACGAGUUUUCAGCAGACCGCAUAAAGUGAAAUACGGCAACAUCCACUUGCUGGCAAUUCUCGCUAGCGCUCUAUACCGGUAUCAUCAGGAGUUCGUAAUCGGUGUGGUAGAUAAUGUUUUGGAGUCAAUCACACUCGGCCUGGAAUUGAAUGAUUUCAAGUUCAACCAAAAGCGCGUUGCAGAAGUCAAGUAUCUUGGAGAGCUUUACAACUACAAGAUGAUUGACUCUCCUGUGAUUUUCGAUGCAUUGUACCGCAUUGUUGCAUUUGGGCAUGAAAAUGGGACACCUUCACCUAGCAAGAUUAACAUUCUUGACAUGCCUGAUGACUUCUUUCGUGUCCGUCUUGUUUGCACAAUACUCGACACUUGUGGCGUCUGUUUUGACCGAGGUUCUGCCAAGAAGAAGCUUGACUUUUUCCUUACAUUCUUUCAGUACUACAUUUUCACGAAAGACCCUUUGCCGAUGGAUGUCGAUUUCCUUGUUCAGGAUACUUACUCUCUUGUUCGCCCUCAGUGGAAAAUUGCGAGUGACAUUGAAGAGGCUGGACGCCUGUUCAGCGAGGCAAUUGCUCAGAAUUACAAGAUCCAAGACGGUGACAAAGGUGCUGAAGUGGAGGAUGAUGACGUUGAAAGUAUAUCUUCCGAUGCCAAUGGUGAAGAAGGUCUCGACGAUGAUGUGGUUCCGGAGAUUGAAGAUGGACAGUCUUCGGGCGAAGAGGCCGAACCAUUCAGCCAAAACGUUGAUCUAGAUGGUGAAGGUGUAGAUACGGAUUCAGAGGACGAAAAAAUCUUUGUUGCACGUCAGGAAGAAGAGAGAGACCCUGAAGCAGAGGCCGAGUUUGAUCGAGCAUUCGAAAAAAUGAUGGCUGAGAGUAUGGAAGGCCGCAGAUUCGAGAGGAAAGCACUCUUUGACAUACCACUUCCCAUGCGGCCAUCUCGCCGAGAACCGACUGCAAGUGACGAAACAGCGACAGAGACGGCGCAACAGCCAUCUAACACCAUGGCCUUUUCACUCAUGACAAAGAAGGGUAAUCGGCAACAGACACGCACAAUUGAGUUGCCCUCCGAUUCCAGCUUUGCAAUCGCCAUGAAAACGCAACAACAGGCAGAUCGAGAAGAGCAACAACGUAUCAAGAAUCUCGUUUUGAGCUAUGACCCAGGAGACACAGAACAGCCCGAAGAGAAACGACCGUCGCGUGAUAACAGAAUGGACAAGUCGAAUCGGCCGGGAUUCCGUUCGCGAAAGUUGCAAUUGAGUGAUGUUGACUGGACUUGAACGUGCAUGUCAUAGCCAGACCAUUUAUUAAAUCCAUCUAGCCUUGGUCG